Oikopleura dioica is the source of this 1536-nucleotide messenger RNA. Lineage: Eukaryota; Metazoa; Chordata; Appendicularia; Copelata; Oikopleuridae. The record is from the annotation of a GenBank genome assembly.
AUGGCGGAAAUUUUGAAAGCUCGGGAGACGUCUCCCGCAAUGUCCGAAGACGAUAUUAAUCUCUGGACCAAGAAAAUUCUUACUUCCGCCGGCUUUGUUUCCAUUUCUAUGGGACGAUUCGAUGAAGCCAAGACGUUCUUUGGUCAGUGUGGCAUAAAUUUCGAGGAAAUCUCGAGGACGCUGAUGAAAUACGGCAAGAUUCCAUCCAGCCAUCUGCAGAUUAAGGACGCGGAGCCUAUCGAGGAAAAAUUCUCAAAACGAGUAGCUUCAGAAAACGCAGUCAAAUAUUUCAUGCUGAAUUCAAUCGACACUUUCACUAAAACGAGUUCCUCCCUCAUUUGCGAUGUGUACCUCGAAAUGCUGAUCAAUCAAAAGGAUACCAAAGUCCUAUCUCGUGCAAUAGAUGAGAUUUUCUUCUCGGGAAUUUCCAUUUCUUGGGACUUUUUACUUUCCCUGUUUCAAGAUGGCGACCAGGACUUGGUAUUUCCGCUAGCAAAGAUACUUUGGUUUUCCGGCGACCAUGAAAAAUCACUGAAACGACUUCUUCAAAUAAUUUCUGAAGACACGAAAGAGAACUCCCUAAGUCACGAAAUCGAAGAUUUCAUCAAUUUCAUCCUUUCCCAAACAAAUGAUCCGUCAGUUCUUGAGACCUUCAUUUCGUUUUUGGACGAAAUCAUCGUUGUCAGCCCCGAAUUGGCUUUCCGAGUUAUCAAGGCUACCGAUGUCAGCGAUCAAGUUGUGAUGAAGAAGAUCACAAAGUCAAGAGCUCUGAAAAUUCGUUACUUGGAACAUCUUGUUGAGCAGUCGACAACAAAAAAGUUCGUGUACGAGGAACUCCUCAAAGAGUAUUACAAGGGAACGGAAAAAGAUUUCAAGAAGUUUUUACAUUUGACGGAAAACCCUGAAACUUGGAAAUUCGUUCGAGCAAAGAAAUUGAUGGAAUUGGACUUUGGCACAAGUGUUCAUGGCUUACUGGCCAAGUGUAGCGUUUUUGGCGAAGUCGGGGAAAGAAAAUUAACGUUUCAGCCUCUCAUAAACGGCGGAUAUUUCGAAGAGCUUGAGGAAUUUACUUUCAGAAGAGGCCCAGAUGCGUUAACGGAACUAGCCGAAUAUCUUCUGGAAAAUGACUUUCCUCAGACAGUCGACUUUCUCGGCAAAUUCGGAAAAUAUAUCGACGGAAAAGCGAUAUUGAAUCUUCUUCCAGCUGAUGCUCCGAUCUCCAAAUAUUCCAAAAUCAUGAGGGCCAUAUCUGCAGCUUCUUCUCAUCGAUCCAAAAUUAUUCAAACGCAGAAUGCUCUUCUGACGGAGACAUUGCUCACAGUAAUGGAAGACAUAAAGGACAAAAAUAUUAUGCUCGAAAGAUCAGAGGAAAACUGGAGGAAUAACCAGUGCAAAGUGUCCGGUAAAAGGAUACAAGAUGAUUUCUAUCUUUAUCCUAAAGGAUAUGUUUGCCUACCCUCAGCUGCCGCCUCACCCUUCGUAUGCCCGUUGUCCGGAACUCUUCUCUCUUCUUUAACAGCUGCCGAAAAGUCAUAA